Molecule: messenger RNA, 603 nt
Organism: Talaromyces amestolkiae
Lineage: Eukaryota; Fungi; Ascomycota; Eurotiomycetes; Eurotiales; Trichocomaceae
Exons: 3
Coding region: 1-603 (200 amino acids)
Biological process (GO): spermidine biosynthetic process
Cellular component (GO): cytosol
Molecular function (GO): spermidine synthase activity
Source: RefSeq, a predicted model, not a curated record
AUGUCGGAGAUAUCGCACGCUACUAUCAAAGAUGGCUGGUUUCACGAGAUUUCUGAGAUGUGGCCUGGGCAAGCCAUGACUUUAAAAGUGAAGAAGGUCCUUCACCACGAGAUAUCAAAAUAUCAGGACAUUCUGGCCUUCGAAUCUUCCAACCAUGGCACCGUCCUAGUUCUGGAUAAUGUCAUUCAAUGCACCUCACAUGAUGAGUUCGCCUAUCAGGAGAUGAUAACGCACCUGGCUAUGAAUUCUCAUAUCAAUCCAAAGAAAGUUUUGGUCAUUGGUGGUGGUGACGGGGGCGUUCUACGAGAGGUUCUUAAGCAUGAUUGUGUUGAGGAUGUUUUUCUAUGCGAAAUCGAUGAGGCUGUUAUCCGUAUCUCCAGGACGUUCUUGCCAGACAUGUCCAUUUCGUAUGGUAACCAUAAAGUCAAGGUCAACGUCGAAGAUGGUUUCAGGUUCCUCACAGAUCGCAAAAACGAAUUCGAUGUAAUUAUAACCGAUUCCUCGGAUCCGAAAGGGCCAGCAGAGAAUUUAUUCCAGAAGCAAUAUUUUGAGCUCCUCUAUGGAGCUCUGAAGGAAGGUGGUGUUAUUACUACUCAAGGUUAG